Lates calcarifer (barramundi perch) is the source of this 5793-nucleotide messenger RNA. It is a transcript of the gene slc22a16, whose product is annotated as solute carrier family 22 member 16. The coding region runs from base 2510 to 4207 and encodes 565 amino acids. The record is from RefSeq and is a predicted model, not a curated record. Gene Ontology annotation, biological process: transmembrane transport. Gene Ontology annotation, cellular component: membrane. NCBI's taxonomy places the organism in Eukaryota, Metazoa, Chordata, Actinopteri, Centropomidae. The transcript is spliced from 8 exons.
GUCUAGCAACGCCUCUGGUGCAGGUUAUAUAGAGGUGAGAUUAACUUGAUGUUAUCUUGUAAACAAACAGAAGCUCUUCUGACUUGUGCUCUGGUGUGUGCAGGUAAAACUAGACUAAACUGGACUGAAACAGCUAAACCUACUAAGGAAAACAAAGGCUUUUUUUCUGUUUGGAAAACACAUUGAAACUUGGGUAAACGUAAUGUAGCCUUGCUCAGUGAGAAACAGCCAGUUGUGACAGGAGCAGGUGAAGGUUAGAAUGUGUUUGCUUUUGGCCGGAGCCACAGGCAAACCUAGAAAAAUCCACAUUUUGUCCACUGUGACCAUAGUCAGAUCACAAACAAGAAAAACCUAAAACUUUGUACACCAGGUCACAAGUAUGCUACAGCAACAACUCCAGACUUAAUAAGAGUAUCUGAAAUCAUAAAACAAAUCUACUUGAGCCCUCCAAGUCUUCCACACCUUCAACAAACAGGACCGCUCAGCAAGUGUAAGCACUGACCACAUAAAGCUUUAAAGUUUGAUCAGUUCCAUCUCAAUAUCUUUGAAAACAAGGAGGUGGACAGCAAAUAAAAGCUGACAGGUCAGUGGGAGGAGGAAGAGGUCACAGAGAUAAAAUAGGGGAAAAAAUGGAUCAAACUCCAGUCAUGAGCCCACUGGCAACAGUAUACACUGUAUUUGGUUCUUCUAAAUAGCUAAAAUGACUGCUAUACUCUACAAUAUAUAAAGUUACAGAGGUAUCAUUACCAAAUACACAUAUAAUCACAUAGUGAUUCUAAGUUGUCACUGUCAGUUUCCAUUAAUCACCUAUUUCAAUGACACCUCUCCUGUUUUAUUAUUUCCCAUCUGAGGAGAUGGAGCAGAUGGCACGUCAGUGCAAUGGCAAAAGCAAACACUGUUAUAGUUUGUAGUAGCACUCCUGCUGAAUCCAGCCAAAGCAAGAUGCAGUAGGUCAACACAGCCACAGCUGUAGCACAUUAUCAAUUAUUAAUCAAAGGCUCCAAUAGAAACACUCACAGAAACAGAGACAGAUAGAGGUUGGCUUUCCUGUCAGGAAUUCUCAUGUGUUUUCUGAGGAUGCUUUGUUUAAUGUAACCUGGGAUCUCAUCUAUCUUUGGCUCAUUUUAACUGAACACAAUUUGUUAUACUGUACAUUUUAGCUGAAAUUGUGUGGUGUUAAGGGUCAACUAUCAAUCAUUUAACUGUCAAGAAGAAAGGACAAAUAUUUCAUUACUACAGCCUCUGAAAUGUGAGAAAUUGCUGCUUCAGCUUGUCUUAAUCUCUAGCAAGCAGAAUAUUUCUUUGGGUUUUAGGCUCUUGGGAAUUGUGAAGGACAUCAAAUGAAUAAUCACAUAAUUAAGUAAAUAGAGUGAAAAUGUAUUAUUAUUAGGAGUUUAAUUACACACACAGUACUGAUGAAAAGAAUGGGAAAUGCAUACUGAUAUGAGGCACAAAGGUUACAAUAUUAUUUGUAUUCUUCAGGGUUCAGGUCUCUUAGUGUCAGAGUUUGACAGGUAAAUAUGUAAAAACUCUCCUUGAACAGGAAGCAUAUAUAUAUCACUUCUUCCUCAGAUUAAUUGGUAAUGAAAAUAAACAUUAGUUGCAGCCCUGGUUUAGGGUAAGUGAAAAGAAGAGAAUGAGGAGAUGGCAUUAAGGAUUUAGCAUGUUGCUGGUUGAGAGACCAACCAUGACCUUGUGUUGAUUAUGAACUCAGCAGCUCAUUGCCACCGUGUUUGAGCCGUAAACGCCAGGCAGCUGCUUGUUGCACUUGCUUUUGUAAAGGUUGAUCCUGACUGGGGUAACACCUCGGAGGAAACACAGUGUGGCUCCAUGAUGUCAGAGGUGUUAUGCAAGGACAGUCUAUUUACGAAAGCACAAACAGCCCUGCUUCCACACUGAUCCUGUCAACAUCACUUAGGCUGUGUCUGAGGCCUGAGAAAAAGCAAUCAGGUAUAUUCAAAAGUGACUUUAUGCUCAGUGUUUAAUCACAUCUACCUUGGCUUUCACUGAGGAACCACUUUACAUGAUUACUUCAUGGUAUGAUAAAGAUAUAAUGAUUUAAUCAAUAUAGUGAUAUAAUCAAGGGCCCAUUUAUCAGGACUAGAAGGGUCAGUUACUGUCAGAGAACAUUAAAGGAAUCAAUUAAGUCUAUCUUGAUAAAAGAGGCUAUAUAAUACAAGAGAACUCAUCAGGAAAUAAUAAAAAUUACAGCAGCAAACACAACUGUUGUUUGCAUUAAUUAUAUUCUUAGCACUCUUUUUCCGUAACGUUCCAAAACAUCACCGUCUCCAGUCAUAGCGACUUGUUUUUUUCCCGCAGAUAGAGCGGGCUAUGUAUGUGUGUGUGAGAGGGAGGGAGAGGGAGAGAGAGUGAGUGAGAGUUUGAGUGUGUGCGCCCCUCCUACCCCUCACUCAGCUCUGUGAAAGAACAGUUUUAUUACUUGGUGCUGAAACACUCAGGAUCCGCCGGCCACCGGGGAGAGAGACGCACAAAAUCGCUGUCAGAAAACAUGACCGUAGAGAGAAUAUUCGACGAGCUCGGGCAUUUCAACAGAUUUCAGGCAUGUCUAUAUUUUGCAGCAGUCUUCCAGGCCAUAGCCUGUGGGAUCCACUACCUGGCUUCUGUUUUCCUGGUGGAGACUCCAAACUUCGUGUGCAGUGUGCCCGGCAACAUCACUGAUGUCCUGUACGGUAACCUGACAGGAUCUAGUCUGGAAGACUUCAUGCCAGUCUUCAAAUCAAAGACUGGGCCCUUGGUGGUGAGGACGGCCGAAGGAGAACAGUGGGAGCUCAGCCGAUGCCGCUGCGCCCUGCGCAUCAACCCAAAAGAGUUUACAUAUGACUUUGAUGGCAACAAAACGGUGAAAACCUGCGAUGGAAACUUUGUUUACGACCACUCUGAAGUUUACCAAAGCAUUGUGACCGACUGGGACUUGGUGUGUGAGAAGGAGUGGCUGGCCAAGCUGUGCCAGCCCACUUUCAUGCUUGGGGUGCUGAUCGGAGCGCUGGUGUUUGGGGACAUAGCUGACAGAGUUGGUCGUGUGAGGAUUCUUAUGUUCACCAGCCUCUGUCAGUUUGGGCUCGGAGUGACUGUAGCGUUCUCUGGAAACUACUAUUUCUUCAUGGUGGUCCGCUUUCUCCUUGCCAUGGUGUCCAGUGGCUACCUUGUUGUGGUGUUUGUCUACGUUACAGAAUUCACUGGAAUUAAGGUACGCACAUGGACCUCUAUGCACGUACAUGCAGCCUUUGCAGUCGGCAUCAUGGUUGUGGCUCUGACCGGUUACCUGGUGAGGGUCUGGUGGAUCUACCAGAUCAUCCUCUCCAUAUGCACCUCGCCCUUCCUGCUCUUCUGCUGGAAGUUCCCUGAGACGCCCUUUUACUUGAUGGCCAAGGGCCAUUACAAGGAAGCUCAGACCCUGCUGGACACAAUAGCCCGCUUCAAUGGCCUCGAAUGCAGGCUGAAGGCAGAGGAGCUCCUAGAGCCGGAGGACAGAGAGAAUGGCAGAGCUCUGCUGGAGCAGGAGGCGGAGGAGCAGCCAUCACAGACUGAAAAGAAGUUGUCUAUCGUGGAUUUGUUUGGAAGCUGGAGGAUGGCGGGCCGCACAUGCACAGUGUGGGCCAUCUGGUUCAUCGGCAGCUUGGGCUACUAUGUCUUCUCUUUAGGCUCAGUCAACCUAGGAGGAAACCAAUACAUUAACCUCUUCCUUGCAGGUGCAGUGGAGCUCCCCUCUUAUCUGGUUGGCUGUUUUGCAAUGGACCGGAUUGGAAGGAAGAAGACUUGUGCCCCAGCUCUGCUCCUGGCUGGGGUCGCCUGUAUGCUCAUCAUUGUGGUGCCUGCUGACAUCGAGGCGCUGGCCAUCGCUCUUUGCAUGACAGGGAAGUUUGCAAUCGCCAUUGCCUUUGGUCUCAUCUACCUGUACACCUGUGAGCUUUACCCGACCAUCAUCAGGUCUCUGGCAGUAGGUAGUGGCAGUAUGAUGUGCCGUGUUGGCAGUGUGGUAGCCCCCUUCUGUGUGUACCUGGCUGAUGUCUGGAUCUACCUACCUCAGCUCAUUGUGGGAAUCCUGGCAUUCGUAAUUGGAGUGCUGACAAUGUUGUUGCCUGAGACCCUGGGCAAACCUUUAACAACCACCUUGGAAGAGGCAGAAGCUCUGGGACGGAAAAAAAAGGAUGGAAUGGAGAUGAACCUACAUGGAGCCAAGGCAUGAGCUUUACAUGCUGGUAAAUAGGAGAGACAGAAACACACGGAGAAAAGCAUUGGAACAGAAUGGAGGUGAUGGCUGCAACAACUGUAACAUCAUUGAUUUGGAAAAAAAGAAAAAAAACAAGCUUUUAUCAGAACUCUUCAAGUGACGCUUUUGUUGACGUUUUGUUCUGUAAAGUGACCAGUUUAAACACUAUAGAAAAUCUUCUGCCUGCAUACAAAUAUCAGUAAUGAAGUGAUCAGUCACAGAUACAGUGCAGUCAGAACAGAACAGUCCAUGAAUUCAGUGUUCAAGAAAAUCAUGUGCUCUGUGUGUGUGUGUGUGUGUGUGUGUGUGUGUGUGUGUGUGUAUGUGUGUAUGUGAGUGUGUGAGUGAAUGUGUGUGCAUAUGCCUGUGUGCAUGUAAGUUCUGUGUCUAUGGAAGCAUGAAGGAUAUUAAAGGAUCAUUUCAGUUUAUGAUAAUUUCAGUCUUAUUUUUGUAGUUUUGCCCAUUAUGUCUGUUAGUUAUAAUAAUUCUGUAUUCACCAAAGUAAUUACAGAGGUCUUGGAACACAGUACCACUACCACAGCAACAGUCAGACAGGCCAGACAAAAUGAGCAGUCAGAUGAUUGGAGAGGUUGUAAACAAGCCAAUAGUUUAGCCAGUAUGAUAGGUCAAAGUUGGAAUUUGGCUUCAAAGUAGGGCUAAAUUGAGGGUUUGUUUAAAACCUGCCUGAUCAUCUGGCUGCUCAUGUUUAUUUCCGCAUUGAACUUCUUUUUAGUGAUGUUGCAGUGAUCCCAGAUUUCAGCCUACUGUAGUGAGAACAUUGUUAAUAUGACUAAUGGGACUGAUGACCAAAACAACAACAAUAAGACUUCUUGUAAAGUAAAGAUGUCAUGCAUCAUGCAUCAAAGAAGUGCCUUAUUUUUUAUUUUAAAGUCGCCUUUUUUUUUUUUUUAAAUCUCAGGGCAUCCACUUUUGGAUAUCACUGUGAAGCUAACAUAUUGAAGGUCACUCUGUUCGAUAUUAUCCUCAGUUCCAUCUUGUUUAAGAUGACAUUGCUGAAUUUUAACUAUCUAAUGUGUGUGUGUGUGUGUGUUAGUGAGUACAGUAGUGAAGUAAGUUGGUACCCUAGCUCUCUACAUACUUAUACUGGGUAUGAAAUCUUGGUGCUCAGCAUUUGGAAGGAAUUUAGGAAAAGAAAGUAUUUAAAGUGAUACUGCAUUACUCUAUGCUCAAGAAUCAAGGUGUGAUUGCCACAUGUUUGGACCAAAGACAGAAAUGAACCAUAACAUUAUGGCAUUGUAUUCACUUGCUUUGCAAUAUUGUGCUUCACUACUAGCAUGUUUUUGUUUCAUAUCAAACUUCUGUUGUGUAUUAAAAUGAGAACAAAAAAAUCAUGACAAUCAACUUAUAUCCAAACAGUGAUGACAUCUAAUCACCAGGUGAUGAAAGUACUGUGUUCUAGUGUGUACUAGUGUUCAGUUCUGAACAGUUUUACAAUCAUGGAAUUUUUGUAUGAAUAGUUUAUUUGUUAGUAUUAUUUUUAUUUCAUUAUGUAAAAAUAAAUAAGGUGGCUAACCCCAAGGUUGCUGGCCUCUUCAAAACUA